This is a messenger RNA of Helicoverpa armigera (cotton bollworm), 4156 nucleotides long. RefSeq names its product monocarboxylate transporter 3. Lineage: Eukaryota; Metazoa; Arthropoda; Insecta; Lepidoptera; Noctuidae. Gene Ontology annotation, biological process: transmembrane transport; monocarboxylic acid transport. Gene Ontology annotation, molecular function: monocarboxylic acid transmembrane transporter activity. Gene Ontology annotation, cellular component: membrane. The transcript is spliced from 9 exons. The record is from RefSeq and is a predicted model, not a curated record. The coding region runs from base 398 to 2368 and encodes 656 amino acids.
CAACUCCACGCACUGAAAUGUUACUGGUUUUUUUUUCCUUACUGACUGGCGUGUGCUUUUAAACAUGGCAGCGAGCGGGCGCCGUCGCUUAGUGUACUCGCAACCGGUGUCGGGGGCACGCGUCAACGCCUCUCAUUACAAACUGCGGACAUCAAUAAAUAAAACCAACAAAUAAAACAAAUGUGCCAAAGGAAUACUAUUCUAAUUUCAAAAACUUUGUGUUCAAAAAACGCGCGAGUGAGUGUUCGACGCGUUCGUAUGGAUUUCAAUUAGCCGGCGCUACGGAGCAUUCCAAAUUAUUAGAAUUUGUCAAGGUCCGUAAAAAGAUUUAAUUGUAUUGGUGUGAAAUUGUGCGCUUUCGUAUCCUGAUUCACGUGGUCUGAAGGAUUGAAUCUCGAUGAAGAUGAAGCAACGGGUCGCGACGGACGAGCAGCCCUUCAAAACGGGCUCCACCGAUGACUCCUCACCCAGCAUAGAAGAGCCUGCAGCAGCAUUGGUGGUACCUCCAGAUGGCGGAUGGGGUUGGGUGGUUAUGAUAGCCUCCUUUUGCUGCAACUUCAUGGUCGAUGGUGUUAUCUUGUCCGGUGGAGCCCUUCUGCCUUCCAUUAGAGCAGAAUUCAAUGCUACUGAGAGUCAAGUGGCGCCUAUAGUGUCUCUGCUAGCCGGCUUCUAUCUUCUUCUGGGCCCCAUAGCAUCAGCCUUAGCGAACAAGUAUGGAUUCCGCAAGGUGUCAAUCUCCGGCAGUGUGAUUGCGUUCAUCGGAUUUGCCAUCUCCUACUAUGCCACUAGCCCUCUCUACCUUUACAUUACAUAUGGACUUAUUGGAGGUUUUGGAGUAUGCUUGAUAUUCAUGCCAGCAGUGUUGACUGUUGGGUUCUACUUCGAGAAAUGGCGCGCUCUAGCGACGGGCAUCGCUCUCUGUGGCUCUGGAGUCGGCACCUUCGUGAUGUCACCAAUCACUGCCAUACUUAUCAACAAAUUCGGAUGGAGGGUCACUAUUCUGUUUCAAGCUGGUAUGAUGCUGUCUUGCAUAAUUUUUGGAUCAACAUUCAGACCGAUAAAACCGAUCACAGUAGUAGUGGAGGAAGAAUCAAGCGGGGACAAGGAAGACGAACGUAGAGCCGAAGUUGAAAAAGUCAAAGACAUGAUGAAACUUCAAGGCAGACUGGAUGCAGGCAUCAGAAUGCCGCACGAUAUGAAGUUCGCUACCAGAGCUACUCCCCACACCUGGAUGGGAGUGCCAAACAACACUCGCUAUCCAACAGCCGAGGAGGUCUUCCGUGGAAGCACUACUGUCAUCAAUGCUCAACGCCGAUCUUCCGCCACAGCGAGUGCAAUCAAAACUAACCUUGGAGCCAAACCCGCAUACGCAACAGUCUCCGAGAAAGACGAACAAGAAGACUCUAGCACCACCCCUGAGAAGCAAGCAAAGCAACCCUUGAUCGGAUCGGUUCUUAGGGUAAUAUCGCAACAAGACUACCACUCGCAGCGACGACAGUCGUCAACUGUUGACUUGGCUGCCAGACCUUUGAAUCGAGAGGAUAUUUUCUUCGGAGCAAGUUUAGCAAGGCUGCCGCAGUACACGUCUCGAACAUCUCUUGGCUAUCACUUGGCGGUGACGCAUAUUCCUCCUCCCGAAGACCCCAAAGACAGCAAGGGCAGAUGCCGCAUGUGUCCCGUGGCAGUGCGAAGAGCUUUAGCCACUUUACUAGACUUCAGCCUAUUUAAAUCUUUGACCUUCAAUAUUCUGGCUAUCAGUGGAUUUUUCACAAUGCUUGGGUUCUUCGUGCCGUUUAUGUACGUGCAAAACAGAGCUUACAAAAGUGGGGCCAUGGAAAACGACUUGAUUGAUUGGCUAGUGGCCUCUAUAGGAAUAGCUAAUAUAAUUGGGCGUGUGUUGUGUGGAUUGGUUUCUUCGAUGCCGAAAGUAUCUCCGUUGUUGGUGACGAACAUCGCACUCACCGUGGGUGGUAUCAGCACCAUGAUGAGCAAUAUCAGCUUUUCUCCGUACUACCAGUUCUUAUACUGUGUCCUGUUCGGCUUUUCAGUUGCUUGCUUUGCCGCGCUCCGUUCGAUCGUGGUGGUGGAAUACCUCGGUCUGGAGCGGCUAACCAACUGUUAUGGCCUGUUCCUUCUCUUCCAAGGCAUCGGUGCUUUAAUCGGGGCUCCUAUUGCAGGAAUGCUAUACGACGCCACCGAAAGCUACGAUGUUUCAUUCUACGUAUCGGGAGGAUUCAUAUUAUUAUCAGCGGUGAUGUGCUACCCUAUCAGGAGGAUCAACAAUUGGGAGAAAAACCGCGCGGAAGCUAAGACGAAGGCGUCACUAAGCACAAGCGACAGCCCAUUGAGUUUAGUCAAUAAAGUGUAAGGACAUUGCCGACUACACAUUGGUGCCAAAAAUAGUGAACGCAGUUUUCCAACUGCGGAAAGAGUGCGUAAAACGAAACGCACCUCUGAGCUGGCAUUAUACCAUCUGCCGAAGGAUGAGUGCACUAAUGCGUGUGAUGAAUAACAAAUUAUGCCACUGCAUAGUUUGAAUACCAGCCUUAUUCCCGUAUUCAUGAAUGACCUUAUACGUAAGUGACUGCACACACUGCCAACGUAAUGGUUUAACAUUACCUUGGCACAUUCGUUCAUGAAUAUGGAAAUUCUAUAUAAUUGUUUUUGUAAGACUUGGAUUUUUUAAAUCUACAUUUAUUUACAAAAUGUACCUAGGUUUAUGUUAGAUUUAUCAGUCAGCGUGGAGAGAUCAAGUUACAUGUAAUUUUAAUUUUAUUGUAAACUAAUAUACACAGUCCUAAACAUGUACCUCGAAUACGAAAUUAUAAAUUAGAUACAUUCCCAAUAGUUAAGGAUUGGCCAAAUUGCGCUCUAGUCGAUAAGACUACGUAUUCAAAUUCACCAAAAUUAUUAACCUUGCCUUCAUAAUUAGUUUGUCUGAAUGAAAAGAGCUAUUAUUGGUCCUCACAUAUUAAAAUCGCUAUCGCUAGAUCUUAUGAUUUGGAUACAUCUUUCAUUUUCUAAAAUCUCACUACAAUUUGACCAUUCCUUAAAUCUUUAACAAAACUGCAAGAGUUGGUUACUUUUGCAAUGAUUUGAUUAAGUCAGAUAAAUGCAUUUAAAAUAGGUUUAGAGGUUUUAAAAGUACAAAGACUCGAAAUAUUAUUAUAGUUUCGUGUUUUCGUCCCAAUUAGGGCCCUUAGAGAGAUCUGAAGCCAAAAUGUACUUUAAAUUAUAGUGUUACAUUUAACGUUAGAUAGCAUUGUGUGCCUAGUUCAUACUUACUUAAAGUGGUGCAUAAUAUAAGACUACUAAAGAGUACUUCGAUUUUAUUAUCUACCUAAUGCAUAUCAUGCUAAAUGAAUUUAUUAUCAAUUUUAAAUAUGUGAAUAACGAGUAAAUUUUCUUAACAAUCGUGCCUUUGAAUGAAUUAUAUUUUAUUAUGAACAUAUUCAUGUUACGUAAAUAAAUUGAACUCAAAUGUUAAACGUAGUCGUUGUUAUAGCAGAAGUUAUAUUGUAAAUAAAGUGGUAAUGCAAUUAUUGUAGGACGUAGUUAGUAAUAUGUGUUACUAACAUAUUUAAUUUAGUUUAAGGACUAUUACUGUGGCUGUGGUCUAAUAGCGUAUAUAUGCUUAAAUUGUUUACUUACCUAAUUAAGAAAUCAUAGUCAUUCACUUUCGAAUCGUAAAUCAUUUGAUCAUAAAAAAAUGUUGCCACUAACCAUUUUUAUUCCUUUUAAAGAUACUUAACUCUUUGAAUAGCUAUCUUUUUGUACCUUAAAAUGCAGAUUAAAAUAAAGACAGUUUAUAAUAUUUUUAGACAAAGAUUUUGAGUAGUUACUCCUUUAGGUACAAAAGUACAAUAUAAUUUAUUUGUUGAGAAUUUGUUACUUUUUGAUAGUGACUAUGAUUUUUUUUUAUUUGUUUAAUAUGUUUGUCGAUGCCACAGUGCCAUAUCAUAGUGUAAAAUUAUUUAUGGAAUGAUCCUGGAGCACGCUUGACUAUUGUCUUGCCGUUCAUCAUGACAAUUUAACGUACAAAUUGUCGAUGGAAAAAUAAUAUGUCUCUUGUUUAACCGUUUUGUGAUGAUAAGUGUGUAAACAAUCAUACAAUCUUCCUUGGCCCUUUUGAAAUACAUGAUAUUUGCCAAAUAAA